Sinocyclocheilus anshuiensis is the source of this 2191-nucleotide messenger RNA. Its product is annotated as solute carrier family 45 member 3-like. Gene Ontology annotation, biological process: transmembrane transport. Bases 400 to 2037 code for a protein of 545 amino acids. The transcript is spliced from 4 exons. NCBI's taxonomy places the organism in Eukaryota, Metazoa, Chordata, Actinopteri, Cypriniformes, Cyprinidae. Gene Ontology annotation, cellular component: membrane. Gene Ontology annotation, molecular function: sucrose:proton symporter activity. The record is from RefSeq and is a predicted model, not a curated record.
GAUCAGCAGUUGAGUGCUAAGAAACUCAUCAUUAUUUUAUAGUCCUGAACAAACACACUGUUGACUAAAGGGGUGUUUUAUUCUGCCACACAUCCUGGUGUCAACGGUCAUAAUCACAUGACUGAAUUUCUAAUCUUUGUCAGCAUGGGAAGUUGGCGGAUGGCAUACAUGAAUAAAAAUGCGAAUGAAAUUCUUGAGAAAAACAGCAAGUGGGCAAUUCCGAAAAGAACACAUGAUUCAUAUAGCCUAUUCAGUGUCUUCUGAAUCCAUUUGGUAGCUUUGUGGCAAGAAGAGCACGCAAUAGAAGUCAUAAUGUUGGACAUAUGCAUUCAUAUAUGGCUAAACAGCUUCUUUCAUCACUGCAGAGUUUGAAGAGGUGAAAGAGAGGAGAAUCUGGACAUGCAUGGCAGGAUCUCACAGUUGUUCUUGAUUAAUGCAUUAACAUGCGGUCUGGAGGUAUGUUUGGCUGCUGGGACCAUCUACAUCCCGCCUAUGCUGCUGGAGGCAGGGGUGGAAGAACGAUUCAUGACCAUGGUAUUGGCUGUGGGACCUGUGCUGGGACUGAUCGUUGUCCCUCUAAUUGGUUCGGCGAGUGAUAGUUGGAGAAGUAAAUACGGUCGCCGGCGUCCCUUCAUAUGGGUUUUGUGCAUGGGCGUCCUGCUCGGCCUCUUGAUCAUCCCUCAGACAUCCACCCUCAUCACCCUGCUCACAAAACAACAGCGGCAUUGGCUGGAGGUCCCACUGCUGGUCCUUGCCAUUAGUUUGAUGGAAUUCUGUGGUCAGGCCUGCUUCACCCCUUUAGAGGCCUUGGUUUCUGACCUCUUUCCCGGAGAGGAAGAGAGUCGUAAGGCUUUUUCCGUCUACUCCCUCAUGCUCAGUCUGGGCGGAUGCAUCGGCUACCUGCUGGCCGCGGUUAACUGGACAACUUCGGACACUGUGGUCUACUUGGGUGGACAAGAGGCCUUCAUCUACAUUGUUUUGACCUUCAUUUUUCUCGCCUGUUUGAUGGGUACAACCUUCAUCUCUGAGGAGAAAACAGUACGAGAAAGGCUGGGGGAAGCUGAGGUGUCCAGAAAGCCUGAAAAACUGAAGACUCGCUGCUGCCCUUGUGUGGCAUUCCCCAGAUUUCUGCUUUUACGAAGGACGUACUCUAGUCUCCUUUCUGUGGCUCCCCGACUCUACUCGCUGUGCAGUCGCAUGCCAAAAGUCAUUGCAAGGCUGUUUGUCGCUGAGUUGUGCAGUUGGAUGGCACUUAUGUCCUUUAUGCUUUUCUACGCGGAUUUUGUUGGAGAAGGAUUGUAUAAUGGGGUGCCCAGUGAAGAGCCAGGCUCCUCAGGAAGGAUACGCUAUGAUGAAGGUGUUCGAAUGGCCAGUCUGGGUCUUUUCCUACAAUGUGUGACCUCUGUGAUCUUCUCAUUGGUUAUGGAGCGUAUGGUGUUGUGUAUCGGUGCCAGGAAGCUGUAUCUGAGCAGCGUGGUUCUGCUGGCUGUGAGUACAGCAGUUAUGACCAUAUCCAACAACAUUAUACUAGUCACCAUCAUGGCUGCUGCUACAGGAUACACCUUCUGCAUCCUGCAGAUUCUGCCGUACACACUCACUUGUCUAUACCACUCAAAUGCACAGGUCUUUUUCUCCACCGACAGGCACAAUUUUCCUCUCAGGGAGGAAGAUCUAAUGCUAGUCAGAUCAGAGUUGCUGUCCUCGACUAAGCAGAAAAUAACUAAUGGGUGCAUCAAUGGGUAUCCAGGUACAAUACCCUUCCAUAGCAAUAUAAAAAACUCACAAUCACUUGAUCUGCAUGUGUCUAUCACCAUGGACCCACAACCCUCAGCCCUCAGAGGCAUGGGCACAGACAUCGCCAUUUUAGACAGUGCCUACCUGCUGUCUCAGGUGGUCCCGUCCCUCUUCAUGGGCUCCAUCGUGCAGCUUUUCCACAGUGUGACCGCAUACAUGGCCUGUGCAUCUUUGUUGAGUCUGGUGGCUGUGUGUUUCUCCAGUAAGAUCGUCUUUGAGAAGGCGGAUAUUGAUGCAAGAUGAGAUGUUACCAAGAGAGCAACAGACUCUGGAUACUAGUGACGAAAACUAUAAAGGGCAGCUGGUUCUGUUUAGUAGUUUUGGAAAGAGCGAUGGCAAUGUGCAAUUAAAUGCUUUACAAGUAAUUUAUUGGAAAAAAAACAUGGGCUAUAUGAUA